AAGAAUGAUGUAAUAUUUACAUAACACCUCCCCGAAAAUUUACCCAUGUUACUUUCUCCACCAAUCAUGGAAGUGCGUUCACUCAGCACGCCUUAGCUAUUUUCCUUAAAAGGCAUCUUAAAGAUGAUGGGCAGAAAAUUUGCAUAUGUGCUGCUAUAAAUGUUAGACCAGCCACCGAACACACCAGAGCGCGCCUGUCCGGGAGAAGAAGUGACAUUUCACACACUGCUGCACUGCGUACAGGAAAACAAUGGCCGUCAGGCUCCUCCUUACCGUGGGGCUCGUGCUCCUGGUCGGACAAGCAACCUCUCUAAACAUUCGAUCGAUCGCUUGUGAUUACAAUAGUCUACGGCUCAGCUGUAAUACUGGACUGGCUCUCAACAUCUUGUCUUCCAUGUACGGCCGGAUCACAAUGGACGUUUGUCGCCACAGCUCAAUCCAUACCACCGACUGCCGCACAGACAGCCUGAGUUUUGCCAGGUCCUUCUGUCAGGCGAGGCAAAGCUGCACGUUGUCCCACUUCCACCUAGUGCUCGGGGAUCCUUGUCCAUACACGCACAAGUAUCUGGAAGUCGUGUACAACUGCCAGCCUUACGCAUAUUUCGGACGUGGACUUGAAGACCACGAAGUCGACGACAUGGCGCGACUGGCAGAGGAAGCUCAGGACUCCAAGCUGCCCGUCGAGUAUGCUGAGGACAUGCGUGGUUUUAGUCAUGUCCUCAGCAUACUCGACGGGCAGCUUGGAGUCCUGAGCUUCCUCUGCCAGUCUGGGGAACAAGCACAGGACUGUGGACCCCGGAUUGGCGAUGGCCUCACCGCAUCCUGCGUGUGCGGAGCGCCACCCUGGCCUUCCAGCCGGGACUGCAGAUCAGCUACAUAG
Messenger RNA from Branchiostoma floridae (Florida lancelet), 880 nucleotides. Its product is annotated as latrophilin-like protein 1. The transcript is spliced from 6 exons. The record is from RefSeq and is a predicted model, not a curated record. Lineage: Eukaryota; Metazoa; Chordata; Leptocardii; Amphioxiformes; Branchiostomatidae. Gene Ontology annotation, molecular function: carbohydrate binding. The coding region runs from base 251 to 880 and encodes 209 amino acids.